CCCACCCCGCUCGUCGUUCCCUCCCACUCCCCUUCCAGCUCCUCUUCUCCCGUCUCCUACAGGGCACGGAGCUUGUCGUCCACGUCCAUCCAGGCCUCUCCCUCGUCCUCAGACCAUGGCAGAUACCGACAUCGUGGGUGUGCUGAAGCAAGCAGCAGAGGAAGCGGCCGUCCCCAACGAUGUUCGCCAAUUGAGAGCAUGCCUCAAGUGUCAUUUGGUCCUGCCUGCUCGGCAGUUUGACAGGCAAGGCUGUGCCAACUGUGGGACCCGUGAGAACUAUGCGGACGAAUACUGUACCGUGAACUUCACAGGAAUAUCCGCCAUCACCCAACCUCAACACAGCUGGGUCUCUCGAUGGCUGGACAAACAGGAUCUCAAGCCUGGAUGCUACGCGCUGGAAGUUGCCGGGGACGCGGCAGCAGAUGCUGGAGGCGAUGACGAGGACUGAAGUGCUUGUUCGUCAUCUGCUGCUCACCUUAUCAGGUCCAGCAACAGGCAAGUGCUCGUCUCCUCCACGUCCAGUCCAUCCCCGUCCCAACGUCCUGGAGCCGAUCCUAGCAGGCCUCGAACGCUUGUUUGUUUCUCUUGAUGAAAGGUAAAACGUCGCCAUGCUGAA
Messenger RNA from Guillardia theta CCMP2712, 616 nucleotides. RefSeq lists its product as hypothetical. The record is from RefSeq and is a predicted model, not a curated record. Bases 116 to 448 code for a protein of 110 amino acids. The transcript has 4 exons. Gene Ontology annotation, cellular component: DSIF complex; nucleus. Gene Ontology annotation, molecular function: zinc ion binding; RNA polymerase II complex binding. Gene Ontology annotation, biological process: mRNA processing; regulation of transcription elongation by RNA polymerase II; chromatin organization. Lineage: Eukaryota; Cryptophyceae; Pyrenomonadales; Geminigeraceae.